Meleagris gallopavo (turkey) is the source of this 1809-nucleotide messenger RNA. Lineage: Eukaryota; Metazoa; Chordata; Aves; Galliformes; Phasianidae. The record is from RefSeq and is a predicted model, not a curated record.
AUGGCAGUCAGCAAAAACAAAAUGGAGACGGAGGCAGAGAAGAAGUACCCUUGCCCUGAAUGUGGCAGCUUUUUCAGAUCAAAGUCUUAUCUGAACAAACACAUACAGAAGGUUCACGUCAGGGCCCUUGGUGGCCCACUGGGGGACCUUGGUCCUGCUCUGGGAUCCCCUUUUUCACCCCAACAGAACAUGUCUCUUCUGGAGUCAUUUGGGUUUCAGAUCGUCCAGUCAGCAUUUGCAUCAUCCCUAGUGGAUCCAGAGGUCGACCAGCAACCGAUGGGAACCGCGACGGCAGGCGGCGGGUCCCCCGGGGGGGGGCGGGAGCUGGAGAUGCACACCAUCAGCUCCAAGGUGUUCGGGGACAUCCUGGACUUCGCCUAUACCUCACGCAUCGUGGUGCGGCUGGAGAGCUUCCCGGAGCUCAUGACGGCCGCCAAGUUCCUGCUGAUGCGCUCUGUCAUCGACAUCUGCCAGGAGGUCAUCAAACAGUCCAACGUGCAGAUCCUCGUGCCCCCCACGCGCCCCGACAUCAUGCUGUUCCGCCCGGGAGCCGCUGACCUCGGCUUCCCUCUCGACAUGACCAACGGUGCCACGUUGGCGCCCAAUGGCAAUGGCAUUGCAGGCAUGCCUGAAGACGAGGCCACGCGGGCUGCACUCACCGCGGCACAGUCCUCCCUGCCUGUGCUGCAGGGUGUGGACCGCCUGCCCAUGGUGGCAGGACCCCUUUCCCCGCCGCUGCUGGCCUCACCCUUCCAGAAUGUUGCUGCUAGUGCCCCCACCUUAGGUACCAAGCGGGGCAGAGGCCGUCCCCGUAAAGCCAACCUCUUGGACUCCAUGAUGUUCGGGGCCCCGGGUGGACUGCGGGAGGCUGGCAUCCUGCCAUGUGGCCUCUGCGGAAAGGUUUUCACUGAUGCCAAUCGGCUUCGUCAGCACGAGGCUCAGCAUGGGGUGACGAGCUUGCAGCUGGGUUACAUAGACAUCCCACCCCCCAGACUGGGUGAAAAUGGCAUCCCUGGCCAGGACGACCCUGAUGCGCCCAGAAAAAGAAGCAGGACAAGGAAACAGGUGGCAUGUGACAUCUGUGGCAAGAUCUUUCGGGACGUGUACCACCUGAAUCGGCACAAGCUGUCACACUCUGGUGAGAAGCCUUACUCUUGUCCAGUGUGCGGGUUACGGUUCAAGCGGAAAGACAGGAUGUCCUAUCAUGUUCGAUCCCACGAUGGCUCAGUGGGAAAGCCCUACAUCUGCCAGAGCUGCGGGAAAGGCUUUUCCAGGCCAGACCACUUGAAUGGACACAUCAAACAGGUGCAUACCUCAGAGAGACCUCACAAGUGUCAGCAGGAAAAUGGCAGCCACCAUGGAAUAAGCUCAGAGACAUCCACAGCCAUAGAAAAGUUGAAACUUCAAGAGACUUGUAAUGCUUCCUUUGCCACGCGUGAUCGACUGCGCUCACACCUAGCAUGUCAUGAAGACAAAGUUCCAUGCCAGGUGUGUGGGAAGUACUUGCGGGCAGCAUAUAUGGCAGAUCAUUUGAAGAAACACAGUGAAGGACCAAGCAAUUUCUGCACUAUCUGUAACCGAGGUUUCUCCUCUGCCUCCUACUUAAAGGUCCAUGUUAAAACCCACCACGGUGUUCCCCUUCCCCAGGUCUCCAGGCACCAGGAGUCCAUCCCGAAUGGGGGAGCAGCAUUCCACUGCGUCAGAACCUAUGGCAUCAAAGGCAAGAGACUUCCUGCCCUGCACCUUGCUUCUCUGUGCAGAACUUGGUGCUGUGGGAUGUUGGGCUGGUCAUGAGAAAGGGGAGGGAAG